This is a messenger RNA of Vicia villosa (hairy vetch), 5562 nucleotides long. RefSeq lists its product as uncharacterized. Lineage: Eukaryota; Viridiplantae; Streptophyta; Magnoliopsida; Fabales; Fabaceae. The transcript has a single exon. Bases 1 to 5562 code for a protein of 1853 amino acids. The record is from RefSeq and is a predicted model, not a curated record. Gene Ontology annotation, molecular function: nucleic acid binding; aspartic-type endopeptidase activity. Gene Ontology annotation, biological process: proteolysis; DNA integration.
AUGCCUCCCAAACUCACAAAUCCUACCCCCAAAGACAUAGAGGACACUCUCCAAGCCACAAACCAGCGGAUUGAAAACCUUAUAUCUACCCAUGAAAACCUUGAAUCCUCCAUGGAAGCUAAUAAUCAAGCUGUAGCAUUACAGCUAGGCCAGAUCCACAACAACCACACAACGUUAGAAACAACUAUGAACAACAAUUUUGCUGCACUUACAACCCUCAUGACUCAACAAUUUGCUGCUAUGAAUGCAACUGCUGCUGUCUCUAGAUCUAACCCUACCUCACCACACACAUCUACAACCAGAUCUACACAUAUUCCCACCACUACCCUUACAGCUACACCUAUAUCUACCCCUCUAGCAGCCACACGCCCUAAUUUAAGUAACCCUAUACCCUCUUCCCCCCAAAUCCACUCCACCCUCAUCUCAACCCAACUUUACUCACCACCACCACCACCUCCACCACCCUUCACCCUCCCUUUCUCUACCCUCCACUCUUCAAAUUCUGCAUUUUCCCCUUAUUCAACCAGCUUCACAAACCCAUUUCCACCUAAUUAUAUCCAGCCACCUCAAAUUUUAACACAACCCCAAACCCUCCUUCACACCUCUUUUCCCCAAACCAGCAACAUCCCACAGCCCUCCCUUUUUGCCACAUACCCAUAUCCCAACAUUCCACCUCAUCAAAGCCAAUACACAAACCCCCCACCACCAAAUUCAGGUUUUAGACAUCCAAAAAUUGAAUUGAGUUAUUUUGAUGGUACAGAUGCAUUGGAGUGGCUUUUUCAAGCUGAACAAUUCUUUGCUUUCUAUAGCAUCCCUUAUGAAAAUCGUUUGCCCAUGGCAGCUUUUUAUAUGAAAGGAGAUGCUCUUGGUUGGUAUAAAUGGAUGUUUCAAAGUAAUGAACUUACUACGUGGGAAGCUUUUUCAAAAGCUUUGGAAUUACGUUUUGGUCCUUCGACGUAUGAAAACCAUCAAGCCCAAUUAUUUAAACUUAGACAGCAUGGUUCAGUUACUGAAUACCAAGCCAGCUUUGAGAAACUAGGAAACCGUGUGGUUGGAUUACCCCCAGAUGCAAUAUUAAAUUGUUUUAUUUCUGGUUUGAUUCCGGAAAUCCGUAAUGAAUUAGCCGUACAGCGCCCACAUUCUAUUACCCAUGCUAUUGGCUUAGCAAAACUUAUUGAGGCAAAGCUAAAAGAUUCCAAACCCAGGUUCAAAAGCCCAAGCUACUCAGCACCUACCCAAUCCACCUACCCAAAGCAACCUUAUAACCAAUCACCUACAGCAGCUGUCCCUAAACCCCUUACUGUUUCUCAGCCACCCACUAACAUGGGCCGCUUCCCAAUACGUCGAAUUACUCCUGCACAGCAGGAUGAACGUCGUGCCAAGGGAUUAUGUUUUAAUUGCGAUGAAAAGUUCAUUCCAGGUCAUCGAUGUACAAAUGGUAAAUUCUUGUUACUCAUGAUUGAUGAUGAUGUUUCUCCUACUGCCAAUGAGAAUCCUGUUGAGAUCACUCAGCCUACAGAAGUGGAAUGUGACAACUCAGAAUUAGAGGAGACUUAUUUCCAACUGUCCCCACAAGCUGCAUGUGGUCAAUUUUCACCUAAGACAUUAAAAUUCAAGGAUUUAAUUGAUGGGUUAGUUGUAACAGUUCUAAUAGACACAGGAAGCACUCAUAACAUUCUGCAACCCAGGAUUGCUACCCACCUCAAAAUACCAAACACUCCAAUUCCAAAUUUUUCUGUCAUGGUGGGAAAUGGCUCUAAGUUAGAAUGUUCCGGUUUGUGCUCAAAGGUUCCAAUAACACUCCAAGAUCACUUAUUUUUUAUACCUUUUUACUUGAUUCCAAUUGAAGGAGCUGAUGUAGUAUUGGGAAUGGAAUGGUUACGCACACUUGGCCCAAUCGUUGCAGAUUUCUCCAUUCCCGAAAUAUCAUUCACUUAUGAAGAUAAAAAUCUUACUAUUCAAGGUGACACAAAUCAGACUCCAACACCCUCCACUUUCACCCAACUCUGUCACCUUUUGCACACUGAUUCUGUUGCUUCCAUGCACCUCCUAAUUUACCAACCAACCAAUGACUCAACCAUUAUUAACCCAAACUCAUAUCCAGCAAACCUACCCAACAACACACAACCAGAAAUAGCUAAUCUCAUCAAAUCCUACCCAACAGUUUUCCAGCCCCCUCAUGGUUUACCUCCUAGCCGCCCACAUGACCACCACAUCCCUCUAAACCCCAAUACUGCUCCAAUCAACGUUCGCCCCUAUCGCUAUCCACACUCCCAAAAGGAAGCAAUGACUACCCUAAUUCAUGAAAUGCUUGCUGAAGGCAUUAUCAAACCUAGCACUAGCCCUUUUUCCUCACCCGUGCUCUUAGUUCGCAAAAAAGAUGGCUCAUGGCGUUUUUGCGUUGAUUAUCGUGCCCUAAAUGCAGCAACUAUCCGCGACCGAUUUCCCAUACCCACAAUCGAUGAACUAUUUGAUGAGUUGGGUUCUGCUACUUUGUUUACAAAGAUUGACCUAAGGUCAGGCUACCAUCAAAUUAGGGUUGUACCUGAAGACACUCAUAAGACGGCAUUUAGAACCUUUGAUGGGCACUACGAGUUUUUGGUGAUGCCAUUUGGCCUAACUAAUGCUCCUAGUACUUUUCAAUCGGCGAUGAAUGACCUCUUACGACCUUAUUUGAGACGGUUUGUUCUUGUUUUCUUUUAUGAUAUCUUAAUUUACAGCAAUUCCUAUUCUGAUCAUUUACUUCAUUUAACUUUGAUUUUAGACCUACUUGCUUCAAAUAAGUUUGUUGCAAAACUUUCUAAGUGUGUUUUUGCAGUUCCUAAGGUCGAUUAUCUAGGUCACGUCAUUUCUUUUAAUGGAGUUACCCCUGAUCCUGACAAAAUACAAGCAAUUUUAGAAUGGCCAGCGCCACGUUCACUCACGCAACUUAGGGGAUUUUUGGGCCUCACCGGUUUUUACAGACGUUUUGUCCGCCACUACGCCACACUCGCCGCUCCUCUCACCGAUUUAUUGCGUUUCACUAAGUUUACAUGGAGUACAGAAGCUGAGAGUGCUUUUACAAAUUUAAAAAAAAUCAUGACGGAAACCCCAGUUUUAGCUCUUCCAGACUUCAGCAAGACGUUUGUUGUAGAAACUGAUGCAUCUGCGGUUGCCAUUGGUGCUGUUCUCUCACAAUCUGGUCACCCCUUGGCAUUCUUCAGCAAGAAAAUGUGUCAACGGUUACAGGCAGCUUCUGUCUACGUUAGGGAAAUGUACGCAAUAUAUGAGGCAGUCAAAAAAUGGCGCCAGUACCUGGUAGGAAGACAUUUUCAUAUUUUUACAGAUCAGAAAAGUCUCGAGAAUCUUUUAGUACAAACAAUCCAAACCCCAGAACAAAAAAAAUGGGCGGCAAAACUACAAGGUUUCAGUUUCGAAAUAUUUUACAAACCUGGCAAAACCAACAGUGUAGCUGAUGCCUUGAGUAGACGCCAUACAGAGGAGCAUGCCUUCAUGUUUGCAAUCUCAUCCACAGUUCCAAUCUUCAUCUCCCAACUCCAACAAUACUAUGCAAACAACAUGAAAGGAAAGGACCUGAUUAAAAAGUACCAAAAUGACAAAAAGAUGCAGUCACUCUUUCAAUACAGACAGGGUCUACUUUAUUUUAAAGAUCGCAUAUUUUUACCUGACGAUCUGGAAUUUAGAGCAUCGAUUCUCAAAGAGUGUCACAGUACUCCAUCUGCAGGGCAUUCAGGUUUGAAACCAACUCUGUCUCGCAUUUCAGCUACCUUUCUGUGGCCGGGCCUACACAAAGAUGUCAAGAGCUUUGUGCGCUGUUGCUCCUCUUGCCAACAGAACAAAUACCUGACAUCAAAGAAACAAGGGUUAAUACAACCUUUAGAAAUACCAAAACAGGUUUGGGAAGACUUAUCCAUGGAUUUCAUCACCCACCUCCCCAAGUCUUUCGGCCACUCUGUUAUUUGGGUUAUUUGUGACAGACUUUCAAAGUUUGCACACUUCGUUGCCUUACCAUCCAAGUUCUCGGCCAUUGAUUUAGCAAGGCGGUUUUCCGUUGAGAUCUGUAGACUGCACGGGAUUCCGAAAACGAUCGUGUCCGACAAAGAUCCAAUAUUCUUGAGCACUUUCUGGAAGGAGCUUUUUCGAGUGCAAGGAACAACCCUAAAAUACAGUACAGCGUAUCAUCCUGAGACGGACGGCCAAACAGAGGUUUUAAAUAGAUGUUUAGAAACAUACCUGCGGUGUUUUACAAGUGAUAAUCCCAGACAGUGGUUCAAAUAUCUGCACUUGGCCGAGUUUUGGCAUAACUCUUGUUUCCACUCCGCAAUCAAAAUGACGCCUUUUGAAGCCCUGUAUGGUCGACCACCACCAGCCAUUAAGGAUUAUGUAAAAGGGUUUUCCACCGUGCCGUUACUUGAUUCAACACUGCAUCAAAGACAAACCAUCCUCAAUACACUAAAAAUAAAUUUGAACCGCAGUCAAAAAAUUAUGCAAGAUCAGGCAAACAAAAAACGUAGAGACUGUACCUUCACCACCGGCGACCUGGUUUUACUGAGAUUGCAACCUUAUCGUCAAACCUCUGUUCAUCGCAGGACCUCUCAGAAGCUUUCAAAGAGAUAUUACGGCCCUUUCCCUGUGUUACGCAAAAUAGGCCCGGUCGCUUAUGAGCUACAACUGCCAUCUUCUUCUAAGAUCCAUCCUGUUUUCCAUGUUUCUCAGCUGAGAUCUUUCCAUCCUCAAGCCCUACAAGCUAGACCAAUUCCCCUACCGGAGAAUGUUAGAGAGAACGAAGAAGAAGGUGUUGACACGGGUUUUGAUUCAGAAGGAGAGGUGAGGCAAGUGAAUAACGUGACGAAAAGGGAUGUUUGGGACUCUAAUAGUGUUCAAGACUCUUUGCAGAAAAGGGGAGAGAAUGAAGUGGCUCAAGAAAAUAUUGAAGUUCGAAGUGAUUCUGAGGCAAGAGAUGUAUCUAAUACUCCAACUAGUUUUUCUAAGACUUUGAAGUACAAGCCAAGUGCACCUCCUUUUUCUCCAACGUCUCAAAAGGACCUAGAAGGCCACGCCAAAUUUCCACCGUUGGAUGCUAUCACACCCAAAUCCGGACCAUCCACCAACAUUGGAUCCUCUUCUCAUUCAACCCGGGCCCCACCUGUCACUCCCCUCACGCUCUCCAAACCGGCAAACCCAUGUGCUCCCAGCUGUAAAGUUUCUGCUACACUAAAUGCUCCACUGCCCAAGACAAGCUUUCAAACACGCUUCCACAGUUCUCCACACACGCCUUCCCUUUCCCCACCGUUGGAUCUCCAACGUUCUUCCUUGCUUCACCAUAAAGUUGACACGCGUGCUGCUGUUUCUGUUCCCACAACACAGCUGGAUCCUACUACCACGGCUAACCCUACUUUCACUCAUUCACGUGACAUUAUUGCAAUCCCUUACAGUGGGCCGGGUCUUCCAAGACAUUUCUCUAACCUUGAGGACAAGGUUCUCAUUGGGAUGGAUAGUAGUGAUAGGCCCAACAGAAUUGUGAAGAAGCCCACAUGGCAGCAAGAUUAUAUUAUGGAUUAA